CUAUACGGGUGUCAAUAUGGCGGCACCCACAGGGAGCUCCCUGCGGUAUGUAGGAUAUGCCAGGCAAUGGUUUUGUUUCAGACAAAACCGUUUUUUUAUCGUUCCAAACCGGAGUCAUUCCGUGUCAGAAAGUGGCGUUUUGUCUUUGCUAAGCAAGCGAGGGAUUUUGAAGGACGCUUUUCCGGAUACAGCUGGCCAGCUGCAGCUUCCCAUGUUGUUAGAGUCUGGCUCUCAGACUGUGUACUGCGGCUUUGACCCCACAGCUGAGAGCCUGCAUGUGGGCAACCUUCUGGCCAUCAUCGGGCUCCUUCAUUUCCGAAGCGCCGGUCACAAUGCCAUUGCUCUGAUUGGGGGAGCCACUGCCCAGAUCGGAGACCCGAGCGGAAAGGCCAGAGAGAGAGAGCCACUGUCUGAGAAGAGUAUAGAAACAAAUACCAGAGGGAUAAGGGACUGUCUGGAGCGUGUUUUUACUAAUCAUGAACUGUAUUCGCCUCGCAACUCCAAAAAGCCGCUGGGGACGGUGAAUAUCUUGAACAACGCCACCUGGUACAGAGGCAGGGAUGUGGUUGAGUUCUUGUCCACGGUUGGGAGGCAUUUCCGCAUGGGGACUCUGCUCAGCAGACAUAGCGUGCAGUCCCGCUUGAAAAGCGCAGAGGGUAUGAGUCUGACCGAGUUCUCCUAUCAGAUCUUUCAAGCCUACGAUUUUUAUCAUUUGAAUCAGCAUUACGACUGCAGAAUUCAGCUUGGGGGUACCGACCAACUCGGAAACCUGAUGUCUGGAUAUGAACUGAUUCACAAGGUAACUGAGCAGCAGGUGUUUGGGCUUACAAUCCCACUGGUAACCACCUCCACAGGUGACAAGCUGGGGAAGACUGCAGGAAAUGCGGUGUGGCUCAACAGAGAAAAGACCUCCCCCUUUGAACUGUACCAGUACUUCGUCAGGCAGCUGGACUCCAAUGCAGAGAGAUACCUGAAGCUGUUCACGUUCCUCCCUCUGCCAGAGAUUGAACACAUCAUGGACCAGCAUGGCAGGGAGCCGGAGAAACGAGGAGCACAGAAACGCUUGGCUGCUGAAGUGACGAAACUCGUUCAUGGCAAAGAAGGCUUAGAGAGUGCUAAGAGGUGCACCAACGCUCUGUACCAGGGCAGUUUGGAUGCCCUUGAGAAGAUGACAGAUGAAGAGCUACAGGAGCUUUUCCGAGAAGCUCCAUUCUAUGAAUUGCUGCUGGAACCCGGGACCUCGGUGCUGGACAUGUGCCGUAAAGCCAGUGCUAUUCCUGAUGGAGCAAGAGGGUACCAGAUGAUCACAGAUGGUGGGGUAUGGUUAAACCAUGCUCGUGUAACAAGCCCGGAGCAGGUCCUGAUUCCUGGACAGCACAUUCUGAACAACGGGCUCACUCUUAUCAGGAUAGGCAAAAAGAACUUUUACAUUGUGAAAUGGCUCCGCCUCUAAAAACCAGAGCAUAGAGGUUGUAUGUAAACUUCUCAUGCAAAGGGACAUCAGGUCAUUCAAAGUAAAGUCAAAUUUUGAAAUAAAAUCUAUUUAACUAAUAAAUACAAAAUUGUCUACUUAUUGAAAGUAUAGGUGGGAAUUGAUGUACAUUGAUUGAAUAGGCUAUAACCUUAAGGUUAAUUUAAAAAGGACCAGAAUGGUAAGCUAUCUAAAAAGCGGAUUACAUUAUACGUGUAUUUAUAUGGCAUUUUCUCAAUGCCUUUUUGCAACCAUUUUAAAAGUGGUGCAAUGCAUGUUGACUAGUUUACGAAGUAGUGUAUGUGUACACAGAUAAUGUAUGUGCACUAAUAUCAAUGUACAAUAUGUUAUCAAAGCAGUCAUUUCAUUGUGAUAUUUUUCUGGCCCCACGGUAGCAGAAUGUCAAAAAUCUUUGGGGCACAGACUCCAAACAUCCUGGAAAUUUAAGGGUGAGCGUAGUGAUUUAAAAAACAUGUAUGUUUCUGUAACUUGAGAUGACAAGAAUUGAACUACUGUGGCUAAUUAACCUAACCAAGUAGUUAUACAUUUAUAAUUAAGAAAAUGUGUUGGUUAGGCUUAUUAUUCAAAUCUGGUAAGAGAAUAGAUUAGGUGUACAAAAAAAAAAAAAAAAAAGUAACCAAAAACUCUGCUGUUUAGUUUAUAGAUUUGACACUUGUUAAGAUUAUGCAACAAAUAUAAUUUGAAAAAAUAAAAAGCAGAACUGUCAUGGAAACAAGCAAACUUUGGUUAAUUCAUGCAAGGGUACAAAAAAACCCCCCCAAAAAACCAUACGUUCAAUAAGGGUGGAUAAAAAUGUAUCCUGUACUAUAAUGCAAUGGCAAUACCAUAACUAAUUCUAUGAGCUAGCGCAUCCUUUUUUCAGUCAUGUGGUGUAUUUACAUGGUCAACUCUCCGGAAAUAUUCAGGACAGGGUCGCUGGAGUUGGAGGGACCAUGCCCCUCCCCACCCCCGACUUUUAAAAAGCGGGGGGCCACACCCCCUCACCUUUUGACAAAUGUGCACAGUGGAGAAAGGCACUUGUAUACAGGGCUGGUCUUAGGCCUAUGCAGCCUAUGUGACUGCAUAGGGUCCCAAACUUAUUGCUUCCCUUGGUCUUGAAUUUGGAUGCUCGCACUGCACCACUGUCAAAGUUUUGUAUGUACAUUAGGCUAUCGUUGCUUUCAGGAAUUAUCCCUCUGGGCCCUGCCCCACACAGAUAUAAAUAAACAUUUCAGGAACAGAGCAGAGCAGGGAGCCUGUUGCCAAACACCCCAGACUUUACAUUUUGAGACUGCAUGUCUCUACACAUUGCUUGUAUUUCUGAAAUUUACUUGUGUGUGUGUAUAUUAUAAGUAGGGCUAUAUUUUUUCCUGGUAAGAAUUGUUUAUUUCAUAACAUCUGAUGGUCUAAUAAUAGGUAUUUCAAGAUAUUUUUCAAUUUUAGGGAGGAGGAAGACUGUAAAGACUGCUUCCUACGUUGUCCACUCUUCCUUUGAAGAGCUAUGGGGGUGAGAACACAGUCACCUCUCGCAGGCAGUACUCGCACAAGGCUGAGGGAAGCCUGCUUGUUAGAAUGAACUAACAACCCUGUCGGAAUCGGGAUGGUACUGGAACAGUACCCGGUUGAUUCAGUACCAGUUGGGUGACUUUAGAACCAGGUUGGUGCGGUAACCUCGGUACCGGUUUGGUAAGGUAACCGGUCGGAAACAGUGGGUCGGUGACCUUGGUAGCUGUAUGGGUCCACCGGCUCGCACUUACCGCCUGUAGCACUGUACCGGUAUACCUACCUGUGCAAGCUACUGGCAAAACCAUUCAGUCAUUACUCAUACAGCCUACUUGUUAGAAUGAACUAACAACACUUUUGGAACCGGGACGGUGACUUUAGCACUGGGUCGGUACAGUACAUGUGUGAUACCAGUGUGGUAACAUACCUACAUCAUUUUCUAUACAGCAGAAGGGCUUUUGUCUGAAACGUGCCGAAAUAUAUUUUAACCAGUUAAAUCAUUUCAGUCUUGUGUCCAUCCAAAAAAACUUUUCUAAAAUCUCUAAUUUUUGUACACCGCAGUUAUACCUCCU
This is a messenger RNA of Polyodon spathula (Mississippi paddlefish), 3546 nucleotides long. RefSeq names its product tyrosyl-tRNA synthetase 2, mitochondrial (gene yars2). The record is from RefSeq and is a predicted model, not a curated record. Bases 17 to 1453 code for a protein of 478 amino acids. Gene Ontology annotation, biological process: tyrosyl-tRNA aminoacylation. Gene Ontology annotation, molecular function: ATP binding; RNA binding; tyrosine-tRNA ligase activity. Lineage: Eukaryota; Metazoa; Chordata; Actinopteri; Acipenseriformes; Polyodontidae. Gene Ontology annotation, cellular component: cytosol; mitochondrion. The transcript is spliced from 5 exons.